Molecule: messenger RNA, 1128 nt
Organism: Aspergillus glaucus CBS 516.65
Lineage: Eukaryota; Fungi; Ascomycota; Eurotiomycetes; Eurotiales; Aspergillaceae
Product: uracil-DNA glycosylase
Exons: 3
Coding region: 1-1128 (375 amino acids)
Biological process (GO): base-excision repair, AP site formation via deaminated base removal; base-excision repair
Cellular component (GO): nucleus; mitochondrion
Molecular function (GO): uracil DNA N-glycosylase activity
Source: RefSeq, a predicted model, not a curated record
AUGUCUAGCUCAGCGGGCACCAAGCGGGAUGCUGGCCAUCUCAAAUCCCCAGCGACAGACAGCAAGAAAACCAAGACCAAUGGCAGCAUCACUUCGUUCUUCGGUGCCCCCAAGGCCAAACCCGCCAACGCCGACGCCAACGCCAGACCCGCCAGUGUUGUGCCCUCCAACUUCAAUAAGCAGAAAUGGGUGGAUUCGUUGACGCCGGAGCAGAGAGUUCUGCUUCAACUCGAGAUCGACACUAUGGAUGAGAGCUGGUUGGCACGGCUUAAGGAGGAAGUGGUAACUCCGGAGUUUCUGGAGCUGAAGCGGUUCCUUAAGAAAGAGAAAGACUCGGGCGCGAAAAUAUUUCCUCCAGAGAAUGAGGUUUAUUCUUGGACGCAACAUACACCCUUGAACAAGGUCAAGGUCGUCGUUGUCGGACAAGACCCAUACCACAACCACAACCAGGCCCACGGUCUAGCCUUCUCCGUCCGUCCUCCAACCAUUGCUCCUCCAUCGCUCAUCAACAUCUACAAAGAAAUCAAGAACGACUAUCCAUCAUUCCAGGCACCACCAAACAAAGGCGGACUGUUGAUACCAUGGGCCGACCGCGGCGUCCUGAUGCUCAAUGCCUGCCUGACGGUGCGCGCUCAUCAGGCUAACAGUCAUUCGAAUAAGGGAUGGGAACGGUUUACUCAGAAGGUGAUUGAUCUCAUCGCGCGGGUGCGCACCCGUGGUGUGGUUUUUCUGGCCUGGGGAGCGCCUGCAGGGAAGCGUGUUGCGGGCAUUGACAGAAAGAGACACUAUGUGCUGCAAUCUGUGCAUCCGAGUCCGCUUAGUGCAUCGCGCGGCUUUUUCAACAACGGUCAUUUCAGAAAGUGCAAUGACUGGCUUGCAGAGCGCUAUGGGGCAGAUGAAAUUAUCGAUUGGAAUUUGGUUCCGAAGACCAGCACAAGUACCGUUACUACUACCCAGAGCACCAUUGUUUCAAAAGAGGAAUCAACGGUCCCCGCCGAAAAGCCAACAGAGUCCAAACCCGUCGCGGAAAGCGGAAAACCUGCAAAGCCAGCAGACGAAGAAGAUGAAUUUGACGAAGAUUUUGACGCUCUUGAAGCUCUGGUCGCAGAAGAGCGAAAGCAAGAGUAG